Molecule: messenger RNA, 42175 nt
Organism: Xyrichtys novacula (pearly razorfish)
Lineage: Eukaryota; Metazoa; Chordata; Actinopteri; Labriformes; Labridae
Source: the annotation of a GenBank genome assembly
GGAGGAGGCGUGGCUUUGUUCUGCUGCAGCGGAGAAAUAUGACAUGGGGAUGAGCGAGAGAGAGAGAGGAGAGGAGAGUGAGACAGCCUGAUAGGAAUUAACGGUUCGUCAGAGGUCUAGACUGAAAACAUUUAGGAUGGGGGAGUAAUGACUGAAAACGGAACGGUAAGAGACGACUGGCAUGUUUUUAUCUUUCUCCACAUGCGGCGCGACAGACAGGCCGAUUCAUGGCUGAUUUGAUAGUGAGCACAAUAGGCUACCACUGCAGACAGGUGCACCUGGCUCUAUGCGAGUACGUGCCUCGAUGCAUUCAACUUCAGGUUCCGUGUGAAUCCCUGUUUUUAUUUCAGGUCGAAGGCAAAUGAAUCGAGGCCACAAAUCUCAUCGACGGUGUGGGGUGAGACGUUAGCCGGAGUCUCAGACUACACUGCUGUAAACAUGGAUGUGGUGUUGAGUCUGUAUGCUUAGUCACAGACCUUUGUGAUGUAGAAUAUAUAGUAUUAAUGUGAUUUAAACCAAGAGUAUAUUUAGUGAUGGUACCCUAUCCUAAAACAAAUAGCCCAUUAGCUUGUUGAGGCUACAAAGCCUUGAAGGCUCUGCUUCUUUUCACAGACAUGGAAUAUUAAUCAUCACAGUGUAUUUUCAACCUGAUGGGGAUGAAAUACAAAACAGCUACAGGCUAUUUUUGAUUCACUUCAACUAACUGUUUAUUCUUAAAUGAAAAUCCUUCCAAAAACUGCAGAUAUCACUGCUAGGUUAUAAUCUGCUGCCAAUAUUCUGUAUGUAUCAUUUACUGUUGGCCUGGUUCACAAUGUCUACCAAGCCUGUCCUGUAUUAAUUCUUCGCUGUUAACAUUUGAAAUCCAUGUCUCCUGACAAAGACCUACAUUAUAAAACCUUACAUCCUCCAGAUUAUAUCGGAGUGGUGUACAGGAGUGAAAAUCUCUGCCAUGGUUUCCCCCCGGUUGUCUGGAGGACAACCCCGGGUCCUCUUGAAGAUGGAGAUGUACACAAAAUCAACUUGUUGUUUGCCAUCUAACCUUUACGUUACAUUCAGCCGACCUAUCACCCCGUGCCAAACACUUGUCUUGGGCUUUGGAGACAGGCGGUUGACAGUAGUCGAGUCUGAUUUGGAGACAGCUUGAGUGGACGGGGCAGAGAUACAAAGCAAGGCCCAUGGCUGCCAGGCCAAGCCAGGCCAUGCCAGCUCCACAGAGGGCUUCAGUGCAGCAGGGCACUGGGGAGAGGGCGCUUGGCACCUGAUCAGUUACCACAGUGAAUUCUGUUCCUGUCACUGGCAUUUAGCUACAGAAAAGCAGAGCAGAGAUGAUGGUUGUUGUUGAAACCAGUUGGACUUUAAUGUCACUGUUGCAGCAGCGCUUAAUCAGACUACUUCUUGGUUGAUACAGGAUGACAUUUCUUUGAAAACAUCUGUGCCUAUUGCCCACUAUCUACUUCAAAAACCAAAGCUGCAAAGUUGCGAUCACAAGCUGUCUCUGUGAUAAAAAGAGAACACUGGUUGCAUUGUUUUAAUAUAUCAUUUCGAAGUUUGUAUGGGAGGACCUAGCAGUAUUUUUUCUUUGACAGUAGUCUAAAGAAAUGAUUUGUAAAUUUGCCAAUCACCUGUAAAGAGGGAUUUAAUCCCCCACGUCUCCAUGCCUGAUUCCCCCCAAGUUUGGUCCCACAGGGGAGAUGAAAUGAGUCAAGUGCCCAUGGUAAUCAUGGUCUAAUCACUGCAUGGCUUUGAAGUGGACCCUGUUCUUCAGACAUCUCUAUAGGUGGGGGAGUAAUGUUAAGUGUUCUGUCUGCAGGCACAGGGAGGUCAGCUAGAGGCCAAGGAGGCAGGCAGAGGGGCUUCUCUCACACUAAUGCAGGGGAAGGUGGAGGGGGUACUGGUCACCUUGUUAGAGUUACCGUACUGUGGUUCAUUGUGUAUGUACACUGGCCUUGAUGUUUGAUAAAUUUGUUUUGAGGAAACUGUCAGAUGUGUUUUUGAAAAGGUGGCAUUAUGAAAUGUACCUCAAAAUCUCUUUUAGAUCAGGCCCUGAGGAUUGUGUAAUUAAGCUGGAAAAACCUGCAGUUCUCUCUUUAAUGAGGUGGCUGCAGCUGAGGCUUCACACCACACAAGUGUUGUAAUAAUUUGACCACAACAAAAGCCCUUGAAUAUUGAUCCACAGACUUAUUCAUAGCUAAAAUAGAACUGGCUGUGAUUGCGAGACACCAAGGCCACUUUUGACUGUGUGUCUGUACUUAUGUCUGAUCCACUAAGGCUUAAAUCUGUCGUGUCAGGGGCCAGUAAGUGUCAAGUUUCUCAAAUGUCUGUAUGCCCUCUCUGUAGUCCGCAAUUACAUGUUUUAAAAAGUGGAGCAAGAAAAUUCUGCUUUGAGCCGUACUGAGGACACCUAGAGUGAUCUGAGGUGAGACAAAGAAGUCAGAGACCACUGUGACUACUUCAAGAGAGAAUUGUGGGGUUUGAUUAAAACUGACCACGGCUAACAUUUCCUCAAGUUAACUUCUAGCAUUUACAAAACAAAGCCUGCUUGAAGGCGUGCUUAGACUCGAGAGUUCAAUCAUAGUGGUUGUUUGAUUUCUAAACACAGGAAUGAACGUGUCAGAGCACAACCUGUUCUUUUUAUUUCUGACCAAGCUGUUGAAUCCAGAUACUGAAACUAAGAUGCACAUGACCCUCAGUUGAAUACCUUUAACUUGAAUUCAUCCAAACAUAAUGUUGUACUCAAGAAAAUAAUACCACACCAUGUUCAUGUUUAUGUGGCGAAAUAGGAGCAGAUGUAGUGACCACUAAAAUAUUUAAGUCUAACUCAGGGCUGGGCAAUAAAACGAUAAUGAUAGAUAUUGAAAAUUAACUUCCCUCAAUGUAAAACAUGGUCAAUAUCCUUUUCGAUUGGCAGCAUUCUGCCAUGGUUUGGUUGACUAUACGAAUAGCCAAUGAAAAGGGGAGUUGCUGUGGGUCCGCUUCACGCUGAACCAAUCAUGUGCUGAAUUAGAACCAAGUAGCAAACAACUGCGUAGUAGCAGGCUAUGACUACACACAACCAUAGCACUUUAACACAUGAAGCCGACAGCACUGUCAGUGAGAAAAAAAGAAAAUGAGUGCUACCCCCGACAGAAAUGCAGAUGAAGGCUCAACAGAUGACGACAUCAUUGACAACACUGGCAUGAAAACGUUGGUGAUGUGGAGGUAUUUUGUUUUUUUAGGUCGGACAUGGAGCAGAUUAAUGUGUACUGCAAAUUAUGUUGAGUACAUGUUCUCACAAAAUCGGGGAAUACCUCAAAUCUUUUUCACCACCUGAAGCAGUGCCACGUGGCAGAGCACGCACAAUGGAAAAGGUUACAAACCACGAGCGGAGCAAGGAGCCCAUGGCACCUGUGCAGCCGAAACAGCCGAAACAUUCAGUCCGCUUUCUCUAGCCCAACGCCUUAUGACUAAACAUCGAAGAGACACAAAGACCUCACAGAUGCAGUAGCUUAUUGUAUUGCAAAAGAAAUGCUACCAGUAAGCACUGUUAAAUUUCAUAUUUUAUAUCAUGGUACGGAUAUCCACUGAUGUGAAAAAAUAUAUAAUGAUAAACUUUUUUCCAUAUCAGUCAGCCCUAGUCUAUCUGCUUUCUAAUGAGCGGACAGGAUUUAUGUAUAUUCUGUUGAAAACCAACAUAUAGUUUGCAUAUAAAUGGAUUUAUAUUCUCUGCCUUGAAUUAAUCUGUACCUAAAUGUGGCACAGGCAGCCCCAGGCAGUCAAUAUUAUAGUGCGUUAAAGAGGAUAUCCACUCUGAUAGCCACACUCUGUAAUGGUACAUAUGUGUGUCUAUGCUUCCUGCUUUAGGUGCAUUUGUGUUGCCCCACUUAUUCAGGAGCAGGCUUGCUGCCGGAGACGUCUGCCAUUGUAUGUUCUCUCCACAAGGCCCAGUGGGCACAACCACACAGCCAUCCCCUGCCCUGCCCCGAAUCAGCAAGGGAGCAGUUUUGAAAUCAAACAGAGCACUGUUGCACAGUAUACCCUUGGUGACUCAAUUUAGAUUCACGCAAGCCCACAGCGUAGGUCAUUUUCAUUCAUUCAGAAAAAGAGGUCAGGUCUCCUGUUCUCUGCAACACCCAGCUGCAUUAGUUGGAAACUCAGAUUGUCUCCAUUUUGUCUCACAGGUUUUUUUUUGUUUUGUUUUUCCAUCAAAGGAGAUAUUAAAAAGGAAACAGGGUGGUGGUUCGUCACCACCCUUUUGUGCUAGCUUUCCACAUCAGUCAAGCUGUAGAAAAACAAUUGCCCUAAUGUCUGUCACUGCCACUCCCUUCCCUUCAAGAUGUAGCAGAUCACACCAAAUGUUAGAGCCAGAUCACCCUUUCUGACUGAGAGAAGUAUUCUUCGUGUCUGCCUCUGGAGUAUCAAAAGGAGAGAUUUGACUUGACUCAAAGAGGUCAAAAAGCACAGGAACCUUCAUGUUUUCACCGCUAUUUUUUAUAUGAAGUUUGCAUGGAGCUUAUUUCCGCUAUCUGCUCAUUUUCACUUAGUUCUUCAUACUGUACAUUCAGGUUGUAAUCAUUUCAUGAAAUCAAAUGAUGGAGGUCUGAGUUGAUGGUUUACCCUGCAGCUACAUCCUCCCACACCUUUUUUAAGGCCUCUCCCACGCACUCCCAUGGGCUUAUUGGCCAUCCGCCCACCUACGCACUGUCUGAGCGGUGGGAUCUGGACCCAAUCCAAGGUCCCCUGACAAGUAGGACUGAUUAUUGAUAAUUUCUCUAAUUUACAAAAAAAUGAAAAAAAAAUGUGAGAAAGAUAAAUAUGUGUCAAAUACACAAGUUGUGUUCACAUCCUGCUUUCAAAAAAUGUGUGAAGAGAAUUGACAGGAUUUAUUGAUACCAUUGGCAUUAUUAAUUCUGCUUGCUGAUCUUUAUCAAUUUUUGUGUAUUUUCUUUGUGGAAAAAAAGUUUCUACAGGUUUUCUGUGUAAAUCUCACAAACUUGAUUUGUUAACUACUCUGACUACCUUCACUGCUCUGCUUGGAUGAGGAAGCCUGACUUUUAACUGGACCCUCUAAGAUCAGCUGUUCGCAGAUCCGGCCUCUGACUGGUUAACGUAUCAAAACAAAGCCAGAAGCUUCUAUUUAUUAUAAUCAGCUAACAACAGAAAUGACCCCAUUUCACUAAAAUUUACACAUAAAUCACAGAUUACCUUUGGUUUAAAGGGGUUGUUUUCAGACAGUCACUGAAAAAACACCAAUCUUCAUGGUUUCACAAAGUGUGUGGAUUUUACAGUAAGGAGCUUCAUAACAUUAAAUUUUUGGAGCUCUUGUUGUUAACAUGACAACAUUAUCUCACACGUCUAUCCGCUCUGAUCACUUCCUCGACUUCUUGGUUGUCCUAAGUUGCUGACUGCCUCUUGCAGCGUUUCACGUCAUUGUUUCACAAGAAGUUUAAGCAAGGUAUAUCGGUAACUGUUACGCAAAAAGGCACCUCACGUCAAUGGUUUUAACCAGUUGGAAUUACUUGAUAAGAAAUUAUGAAAGAAUGACUGAACAUUAUUAGCAUUGAGAGUAUGCAAUUUUUUAACAAGGGCAGGGAGGGACUGGUUGAGAACUCUAACUUGAAUCUGCAGUAAACUCAACCAUGUAAUCUUUUCUGGUUUAGUAUGCUUAGUGCAUAAACAAAUAGUUGUAUAAGCUUAACACGCUAAUUCGUUGCAGUGAAAUUAUGUGAUGAUCAGUGUAAAAAGAAGCAUUAUAGGUGACAUUGUUUUGGCUCACUCAAAGAUACUUAAUGCAAGAAACUUAUUUUGCUUAAAUUGCAGAAAAAAAACAUUUUUACAACGCCGUGCAGUAACUCACACCAACUUAAGAUCUCAGAUGAUUCUAAAGAACAUGGCACACAGUAAAAAGUCUCUGAGAGAUAAUUUUCCACAUUAUCAGCGGCUGGGACAUUAUGCACAUCAGUUGCUUGAUACAGGUCAGAGUUUGUCAAAAACACCUUCCCUCUACAGUGCUCCCACACCCCACUCGAGGUCAGGUUGGAGAACACAUAAAAUAUCAGAGUAAGUUACUCAGAUUUUCCUUGAAAGGCAAACAUUAUAUUCAUUUCUGUUUCAUUUCACAGAUCUUUGUGUCGCUUUUUUCCGUUUGUAUCUUUCCAGACUAGUUGAUGACUCAGUUGAGAGUAAUCGUCAGAUUAAUAUGUGUUAGUUACUUCUUUUGCUCCCUUCAUCACCUGAUGUCUUACUUUGGUUUUGCUUCCUUGCCAGGUAGAAUUGUGGCUCGGACAAACUUGACUAUGUAGUUAGCAUUGAUUCCAUUUGGACAGCUAAUAGCUUGGCUAAUCUGACCAAAGUAAAGUGCAGGAAGCACUUCAGACAGUGCGGUUUAGUUCACUAUCAUUUGUGGCUUCCAUCAACAAGAUCUAGCAGUGCAUUCUGCCAUGUUUGAACAUAUUGAGGCUAAUUGAUUUUGUAUAUUGAUGAGGGUGUUUUUGUCUUAGCCAUAGAUUCAUCAAAUCUAUUGAUGGAUAAAGUUGUAGACUGGAAUCUUGGUUUCUUAAUUCAAUAGUUUUAAGUCCAGACUUUUUUUGUUGUUGUUGUUGCUCAUAUGGUGUGACUCCUGGAUCAGUGCAUGUCCAACUUUUGCGUAUCUGAUAAACCCAGAGGAAGUCCUCAUAAACCAACGAAUUCCUCAGGCAAAGAUUCACCGUUUCCGCAGUGAGCUUAAACUACGUGUAGAAGAAUAAACUCACAUUGGCUUUUGUCAUGUAUCACACUUGGAAACUGGAAGAUAAUGUUCCUGCUAAAUUAAAGACUAAACAGAGUGUAAACAAGCACUGCUUUUGUGCAAACAUAAUAGGGUUAGACCAAUCAGUUGGCCAAUUAAUUAGGCAAUUAAUGGUAUUUUGAUAAGAUCGGCAUCAUACUGGCACAAGGCUGAUAUCACCAUUACCCUUUGUAAAUGAUAACACAUCUUUUUCAUCCCACAUUAACAGCAUGUUAAAUCUGAAACAGACAUUAAUUUGUGUUUUAGUGCUGUGUUAUUUUAAUAUUCAGUAUUGACAGCAAUAUUUGCUGUGUUUGGCAAGUUCUAGCAAACUCUGUCUUUUUAUUGUUUCAUUAUAAAUCCAUCCCAAACAUAUUACUGGCCAAGGCAACCAUGUAUAUUGUUUAUGGAUGAAUGAAUAUUUCUAUGUAGAUUUUAAUUCCAAUAUUUAUCAUAUUUUUCUUAUUAAACAACUUCAGAUUGUCAGACAGAAAUCCAAAAGUCUUUGUGACUAAAUUUAACUGGGCCAAAUGUUCUUCCAUCAACAUUGAUUAAAUAUUCACAAAAAAAUUGUUUGUAAUUUGUUGGUAUUAUUUCAGAGUUGUAUUUUGUCAAAUUCAAAAAACCUCCACAAAAAAUCGAACUAAACCAAAACAAAGUGGUCACAAUCGGCUAUAAGCUGACUUGCGCUUUCAUAAUCAGUCAGUGGAAAACUGUUAUUGGUUGACCUUUGACACAUAUCUGUGUUUGUGUUGUAAGGUUACAGUAAAAAACUUAAAACUACUAAUUUUUCAUGUAAGCGACUCUAUUCAGUUUUACCUGCCCUCUGACGUUUCUGUACCCUUGAGAUCAGUCUAAGCUAUUUGCUCUGCAGUGGGGAUGUUGUAACCUGUAAAACCUUUCUGGUCUUUUGAACAAGAAUUUAAUUCUGUCUAAUUAACUUGUCUAAAGGUAAUAAAAAAAAAAAACAUUAACUUUCAGGGCAUUCAAUAACAUAACAACAGUUUAAAAACGCACUGAGUUGAGAUUUUAUGCUUGUUUUACAUUUUCUCCACAUUCUAAAUCAAAGUAUUGCCAAAUUCCCAGAUGCCUUCGGUCCUCUGUGCUUUUUUCGCAUUAAUUUGUGUAAAAUUUCAGCAGUCACCAUUAAUCAGGUGGUGAUAUUUAAUUUCUUUCCAGCUAAACACACACAUCCCUCUUCUGCAGAGCUCUAGUGGUUACAGUAACCACAAACCAAAAACAAACCCAGAACAGUUGCUGACUGACAGAAAAGCUGAAAUCAUUCUGUUUUUGUUCUUGACGGAAACUUGUGGUCCCAGAGAUCAGCAUCGCUGUCUCUUUAUGUAAUCAGAUAUAACGUUUCAGAUAAAAGACUGUCUUUUUUAUGUUCAAGAGCCUGCAGUUUAUAGGUGUAGCAUCUUUUCUUCACAUGCUAAAUUAAGAGUAAGGUUAUGUGAUAUUGCCCUCUCCACCCACUUUAGUGUGCAUGCAUGCGCCCACGCAUGCAGUCAAACCAAUCGUGGUGCCACACAGCACAACACAGGUACUGUGAGAGUCUGAGGUGUCAAAACAAUCUCUUCUAGUGUUUCCUCUCUUAUUGAAGUUUCAGUGGAAAUAAUGAGACUCUUAUUUUUAUGGGGUCGUUGUAGGAAAACAGAGCGGCCCUAUGAUUGAGGCAGGGUUUGAGCUGAAUAGAUAUUUCACUAUAGCCUAGAAGCUACAACCGUAAGCGAUAGAGGCAACAUGACAUUGUGCACUGCUUUGCAGUAAAUGAUGUUUUCCUGUUUUUUUCUUUUUUUUUUUCCAUGACACCUAAAAUGAAAUAAUCAGGUUGACAAGGACAGGAAGCGUUGUAUAGCUGCUUUGCUUGGCUGUGUGUGUGUGUGUGUGUGUGUGUGUGUGUGUGUGUGUGUGUGUGUGUGUGUGUGUGUGUGUGUGUGUGUGUGUGUGUGUGUGUGUGUGUGUGCACGCCUCUGAAAAAGAAAAUGUGGAUUCAGAGGAGGCAUUAUUAUAACCCACAUACAUAAACAGGCCUUAUGUCUAAAAAUAUACGUACAAUUACAGCAUAUCCAAAAGGAUCAUGCGCUUGAAGAUGACGAUGAUAAAAGUCAUUGUAAUGUUUCUUUUAUCAUAUUCACAAAUAUCUUAAUUCGUAUAGAUCUCUGAGCCUGGGAGGAGAGUGAAAGUGAAAUCAAGUGAAAGAUUUUUUGUGUUGACACUUUAGAUGAAAACCUCCAUCCACACAAACUCAAACGCCAGCUGGCUUCAGCUGGUUAAGUCUGUAUAUCUCACGUUAGAGGAAAAAAAAGACAGCUACUAAGUUGUCUCCCUACUUUAUUUUUUUUUUAAUAUACCCGUCUGAUGCUUUCUGUGUAGUAGGGCUGGGCGGUCGAUCAGAUUUUAAUUUCAAUUGUAGUUUGAGCCCCCACAAUUAUAAAAACAUGAUCAUUGAGACUAAACGAUUGUGGUGCCGUCUGCUGUGUUGCCCACAAUACAUCCUAUACAAGAAUGAAGCGCACCUAGUAGAAGGUAGUAGAAGGGCUGAAGGGAGGGAUAUUUCGAGGAGUUUUGAUCUUUUUCUCCCCCCCUUCGUAACCAGCUUUUUGUUGGUGUGCACGCUGCACAUGAUGCAGAGCUGAUCUGCUAGUAGUGAAGAUUUGACUCACAUAUAAGGUCAGACGGAAAAGCUCCAGGUUACUCUGUUACAAGGACUUUUUGCUUCUAGUGUUAAAACCUGAACAGUGCUUUGAGGCUAAUUUUGUGAAAGUGAAAACCUCUGUAGAUAAACAGGUUCAUGGUGCCCAUUUAGAAACCAAUGGGUGACGCAACUGAAACUACAUCCAUCUUUAAACAGUUUACGAUUUUCUGCCAAUUAUGCGUCUUUCAAAAACCUCUCAAUAAUCAGAAGCUCACAUCAAGCAGUUGAGUUGAUAAAUUAGAAGAACCUGAGUCUCUAAACUUCAAAAUGAUGAGAGAUGUCCCCCAGGUAUACAUGCAGAGCAGUGCGUCUGCUGUCCACCGCAGCAUUAAUUGGAAUUUACUUCAAAAAUUAAUGCGAUGAUGCAUUUAGAGUAAAUUACCAACAACUCUCCACUCGAUGAUAUGCUGCGCUGGCAGUGUGUAGAGUAGAAAUGAGAUGCAAAGUGACAUUAUUGCUUCAAGCAGCAUCUUUCAUCCAGUAUGUAAGGGGCUGCUUCACAUAAAUCUGUCUUCUUAAAGUUUGGUGAGGGAUUAGGAGAGAGGAAGAGAAAGUAUUUGUGAGAGGCUUGAUUACAGAGUCAGUCUAGAGGUCAAGACUCAGACGCAUCACACUUUCUCCCAAGAAAUUGUUGGUUCGUUCUGCCUUUUUGGUGUCUAUCUUCCAGCAGUCUUAAAUGGAGCACUGCAGUUGAUUUUUCUGGGUGUUAGGGUGCUCUGAGGUCACAGCGAAUCAGUGCAGAGCAGGGGAAGUCCUGCCAGUGAGCAGAGAACAAUGGAGGAAAAAUAAGUGACUCUGCACUCUCACAGGUGUUUACUCAAAUGACAGACAGAUGUUGAUGGAGCUCUCAGAAAUCAAAAUGGCCAAACCUGAUGAGCCGGUGCCGGGUGAAGGGCCCUCGUUUGAUUGAAACACGUCCCACAUUCCUCUGGCCACUCAUGAGAUUGUAAAAUCCAGCACACACAUGCACAUGCUGCACUGGCAAGGCUUGUACACAAUCGUCACAGGCAUAAUCUUCCUAUUGUGGCUGCAGAGGGAGGGAGGAGGAAGAAGAAGAAGAGGUGAUGGGACAGAGAUUGAGACUGGCUGACUGAUAUGAAGCCUGAAUAGCAAGUGCUGCUUCCACCCCACAUUGAAAUUCACUGAUUGAAUCUUGUGCUCUCGAGCAAGGACUUUGAAAUUGUGAAGUGCUUAGUUUGUACUUUGGUGAGGCAUUAUGAUAUCCUGUUUCAAAAAUUUUCCAUGUCACUUAUCAUGUGUUGUGUUGUGAAGCAUGCUAAUGGAUUGUGUUGAUUAUUCAGCACUGAUGUAAAGUGGAAAUGAUCUGUUAGUCUGCAGUUGCGCUCAUUUGUUUUUCCAAUAUACAAUUACCGCACAUUGAUUGCAUUUUCUGAAUCUGUUUUUUUUCGCUGUUCCUGCAUUUACUCAUCAUGUAAGUGUGUAAUAUUAGUGCAAACACACACUGGUUUAAAAGGAUAUCCCGGUGUGAAAUUAGUUUAGGGUCAAACACACCGUAAUACAGAGUUAGACAAGAGACCUUAAGAGGUGAAUGUUGCCAACUGCUUGCUUCUCUAGUUAUACCAACUUUAGUAAUGAUCACAUGAUACCAAUACACAGCUGUCUCAGGAGCCAUAAACAAACCUCAACCAAAGAGCAACUCUAGAGCCACAAAUAAUGCUCAGAACAGCACCUAACUUCAUCAACAGGACAUAUAGGGUUCCAAGCAUAGCAUUAGCCAACAAACAUCUUUUUAGCUUUGCCUGAUUUCUUUAGCGAAGAGACAAAACACAACUCACCUACUCUCUUCCAGCAGCUGCUUGUUUGUAGCGAGACCUCGGGCCAGUCCAUUAUGAACUGCUGCGGGGUGACACAGCUCAAGGAAGAACAUUUAUGAUCAUUUCUUCAUGAAAAUGCAAUCAGACCGAGACGCUAAGGCAGGAGAACUAUCGCGUCUGCAGUGCAAAAUAAUUAACAUGGUGAUUAUUACUUCAAGGAAAUGAUGAAGAAAUGAUCAUGAAUGUUCUUCCUUGAGCUGCGCCACCCCACAGCAGUCCAUAAUGGAAUAGUCGAGGUCUCUAUAAACAAGCAGCUGCUGGAAGAGAGUAGGUGAGUUGUAUUUAGUCUCUUUGCUAUAGAAAUUAGGCAAAGUUAAAAAGAUGUUCGGUGGCUGGUGCUGUGGCUGGGACCCUAUAUGUACAUAUAUGUUGUGUGUGGCUCCUGAGACCUCUGUGUAUUGCUAUCGUGCGGUCGUUACUAAAGUUGGUAUAACUAGAGAAGCAAGUAGUCGGCAACAUAUGUCUCUCGAGGGGGUGUCUAACUCGGUGUUAGGGUGUUUGACCCUAAAUUAAUUCUACCCUGGAAUAUCCCUUUUAAACUGAUUUUUAGCGUUUAUAUCUUGAGGCAUUGUGCAGCCAAUAGCCUUUGCUUCAGGUAACACCUGCAGGUGUUUUUCUUUCCUAUAAGAGAAAGUUGGUCUGAUACUUCGGUGUGCACAGGCUUGUGUUAUAGUUCUGGAUAAGAGUGGAUGCCAUCUCCUAUUAGCCGUCUCCUGUCUUUUGGCAGCCCCCUGUAGAGGCUCUUACACUACUGGCUUUGAGGUUGGUACACACACACAGAGAGGGCACACUGAGGAGAAACAUGCUAUGGAGUGUUUUCAUGAACACAAACACACACACUCAAAUAAUUGUGCACUUAGACGCUCGUUGACUCCCGGGGCAGGGAUCACAGGGUGGUUAUCUAGCAGUGUUGAACACAGCAGUCUGAGCCUGUCGGUGCUUGGCCCGCCGAGCAGCAGAUCAGCUCACACACUGAAGCCACAGUGGGCCUGGAUGCAACCGUUUGUCUGAGCCAGAAAGUGAGAUUUUACUCUCCGCCUGCCUCGAAGAAUCCAAAAUAUUCGGUCCAGCAGCUAAGGGAUCAGACUUUCUGAGGUUAGAUGGACUUAUUUUGUGUUUAACCAACAAGCUCACAUCCUAUGACCAACUGCAGCCUGACAAGUCUCUUGCCACUAUUUGGUGAGCAGGUUCUGGUUUCAGGUUUCAAAGGUCCUUUUGGCUUUGGAUUAGUGCCACCUGCAAUUGGGAGGCUGUGCAGAGUUUGUCUUCCACAAUCAGGAUACAUCGGAUUUGUUUUUGAAUUGGAUACUUUUUUGCUUUUUCACUUACAUCACGCAGAUGGCCACAUAUUUACAUAUGUAUCUGUAAAUGUGAAGUCUUAUGUAGUGUCCAGAAAGUUUGCAGGACACAAUCAGCAGAAAGAUUUUGAUUUAAAAUCAUUGUAUGGAUCAAAUCAUAAAGAGCAACUUGUCUGUGUCAGCUGGCUGGAAGGAUCACAGGUUUUUCCAACAGGUCUGUAAUACAUAUGUAAGAUUUGAAAAGAAAAUUUUAUCAUGAGAAAAGCCAGACAACAGACUAGUGUCUCUGAAUUACACAUUUGAUCAUUUCUUGCUCUAAAUCCAAAACAAAUAUUAUACAAUCAGACAAAAAAGAAAAAAGCCCCACAUUACGAGUUUCAGUCAACAAGUGUGAGUUGUUACUAUUUUUUAUGUAUUUUACCAACAAUCAAUUUCACCUGAAAGCUACACUUGUUGAAACAACAUAACCUGGAGGACGCUCCUCGACAGAGAGGCCUUGUCUCUUUCCUUCUGGCAGUGAAUUAGAGGCUGACACCAGAUAAUUUCAGCAGCAGCUUUUCAAUUCCUGACAUUUAGUCUUCUUAAAAAGUGAUUAUUUUCCCCUCUAUCACCAGACAAAUCAAUUCUGAACACGAACAUUACACUCUCAAAUCUGCAUAGACUUAUGUUUGCAGAAAUCUAAACAAAAAUGUCCUUUAACAGUGUGACUGUGACUCAGAAUGCAUACUGUCCAACAUAGCUGUGCAUCUAUAGGAUUUGCUGCUUGACCACCUGCCUGUGAUGGAGGAGGUGCAGUGCAAAGAGUUGCGUUCAAGUGUUGGUACAGUAUGUUCACCUCCCACCUGCUGUGUAUCUGCCCUGCAUGUGGGCGAUCGUUGCUCACUAUAGAGACAAUUAUCUCUGCUGUAACUUAUCCUAUAACUGUCAAAAGCCUCCAUAUAUCUCGGCAUGUGCAUCAUGGAAAAAAUAGCCUGUUGCUCAUCUCCAUUUAACCACGGGGUUGUUUGGAAAAGAUGAUCUAUAUUACAUGGAAAAUAAGGAAAACAGCGAUCUGUUUUCCCCUGUGAUUGUUUGUUUUCUAUUCUGAGUAAGGGCUCUAAAUUUCCACGGCGGAGUCUAUAGAUUUACGUCCCUUCAACUUGGUAACCAGCCAACUGCUUCAUAUUUUCGAUGACUUUAAGGCUUUGUAAACUUUUGAUAUGGAAAAAAAAGUAGUGGGUGGUGAGAUGAGUAUGCACCGUGUAGGGUGUAAGUUACAGUAAGUUAAAGACUGCUUUGUUUUUUUAACAAGUUCACAAGAGGUACGGUGUUCCUUUUCUUAAGAAUAGGGUUUCAAAGUCCCUUUCUACACAGAUAGGUUUGUUGUUUCAUGGUGUAUUCCUUUGAAGUUCUUUUGAUAGUCAAUGAUGACUGAUAAAGUACAGCUGAAAGCCGUUCUGUUUGUAUUUGGAUAACAGAAAUCAGCAGGCGAGACGGGGCAAAUCAUCCUAAAACAGUCGACAGUGAUCAUGUUUGCUUGUGUCCAAAUAAUGCCUGUUAUCUAUUAGGGGGUGAAUUUCAUAAGAAGUAGGUGUUUCAUUGUUAUAUCUGAUGGCUGAGCCAAAGAUGGGCCUCAGUUUACAGGUCAUUUGAGGUUCCUGUAUGUCAUGCUGUACAGAUGCAGUGCUGCUGAUUGUCCUGUGUUUCUGGAUACUAUAUGAGAACUUGUAAAUAUGAGAGAGGACUGCAGGCUGAAUGCUCACGGGUCAGUGGACCAGAGGAGGUAAACAAAUGCUGUGUGUGUGUGAGUGAGUGAUAGGAGAAGACACAACUCAGCAGUCUUACAAAAAUAUCUACGAUAACAUCUAAAUGACAACAAAGCAGACACCAGUUUAUACCACAAGUUUCCGAUCAAGCUAUCAUCAAGCUAUUAAUGUGUUUGAAUCGAAAGUACAAGAUCAGAUGUACAGAUAGUGGUGAACAUUGUCUCCUCUUCAUAUGUGAGCCAAAUAUACUAACAUUCACACUCAACAUCAGGUGUGGAAACACACAGUGUGUUCAUGUAGGUACUGUGGCUGAGGUUCACAUUUGAGACACACUUUUUUUCAAUUCAGUUAAUAUACUUUUCAUUUGUACAUUUUAGAGUAUUUGCCCAGAAGUGUUUGGAAAAAUCAAAGAAUCCAGAUAAUUGAUGUGGUUCUGGCACAAGGACUGUAUUUAACAACUGUAAUGGUACAAGAGACUUUACAGCUCAGAAGUGUGGAUUCUGUAGCUGGUAAUGAAAUGAAAUAAUUACUGAUGUUUGUGUAUGACCUUCAAAAGCGUUAUACUUCUACGUCAUGUAAAAGCUUAUUGGGGUCGGUGUAGGUGAGGUGAGGUGAGGCAAUCGAGAGCACGAUGCCAAAUCAUCCUUUGUUUACAUUUUUCCAGGUAGAUCUUUAUGGUGAGAGAUUCAUGUGACUGUUUAAGAGAGGCAUGAUCAAAUCAAGCAAAUAUAGUAGAGUUAAAAAGUUACUCUCUGAAAGGUAUUGAAUCAAAUAAGCAGAAAAAACACAAGUGGAGAAUAAAUACAGAUUUUGGGCACUUGUUCUUAGUUACUUCUGUUGACAAGAAAAACUUUUGGAAGUCUUAAUUUUUCGUUGGGAAACAUGAUCAGUGCUUUGGAAAUUGUGAAAUAAAGAAUUGAAAAGCGGGGAGAGCACACCUCCUCCCCAUUUCAUGUGCAUCCAUGAAAAGCUAAAGGAAAACAGCAGCAGCAACGACCCCCCCAAAAAAAACAGAACAGCAGGCGUCAGUGAUAAUACAUGUGAUGCUGGUAAAACCAGAUACAGCGUAAAAAGGAGGCAACACACACUUGUUACCAUCUGCCAGUUUGUUGCAUUGAAGGUAAUCAGUCGAGUUGCCUGCUGACUUGAACUAGCGUUGGGAUAAGCUGAUAUACUGUGAGUUGAGUUGACUAAAUGGCCUGCCUGAACUAACACUCUGCUCACCAGUUUAAAUUUUUGUUCUGACCCAUGUGUUAUAACAGAUCCAUAUUAGAUUAUUUCUAAUUUUCAGGGAGGUUUCAAUGACACCGUAUGAAACAUUUGUUGAACUCUGAUAUAAGUGAGUAAACAGUGAAACAAAUUAAGCAUAUACUACAACAUAUGACCCUUGACAGUUUAUGUGAAUUAUGCAUGCCACUGAUGGAUAUUUCAGUUGCACUUAAAGGGACUUUGAUGCUAACUCCUCAUCAUGCAGAGGACGCGCCUCUGUAAAAACUAUGGAAGGGAACAGACUGGUGUGUGACCAAAGUAGAAAUCCUCUGAGUUUCUGGUGUUGCUGUUAAAUUUCUACUCUCUUACACUCUUCCAUCUGCCUUUUUUUUAUUUGUGUUUGUGUCUAGAUGCUACAGAGUCUCAUGUCUUACUGCUGUAUCAGACAGAAACACAACAGUGACCUCCUGCAGCCUCAACCAGAUUCAGCAUGUUUGUGUUUUUUUGUGUUAUCGGUGUCACAAACACACCUGCAUCUGAGUGUGAGAACCUGAAAAUAUGAUGACAUCAAAGUAACUCAAGGAGGUGUGGUCACGGGAAAAAGGUGCAUCUGGACAAAAGCUGACUUAUGGAGAUCUUAUUACAGCUAAUGGUGUAGUUACUCACAUCACAGGCAGAUAGAAACCUCCUGCUGCUAAUUUAAUAACACGUUUUAGUGAAAGUUAUGAGGUUUUAAGAAAUGGGACAUUAUUCUUUUACCAGUAAUUACAUUUCAACUUUAUCAGUCAGUUUAUUGGGCAGUGAGUAGAUCAAGUGGUUUCUGAAUGACACAUAAAGAAAGUGGUGACUCAGGAGGUAUUUCUGAACACAGACGAGGUCACAGGUGUGUGUAGGUUGAGUGUUUUGCAUAUGCUUCAAAUUUCACCCAGUUAGUCAGAGCCAAAAGCAUGUACAUAGUGUUUUCUGUUUGAUAACUGUCAGUGUUUACUGUGUUUUCAGGGCUGUCUGCAUCCCCAGUGUCUUUCUCUCCUCCGCCGUCUCUGAAGCCAUGGACUAGAGCUGCGUCUGGUCCUGACAGUCCCGUGGUCAUCAGAUGGCUUCUCAACAACCAUCAGCAAAAAUACAGAAAGUACGUGCAAAUUCUUCAAGAUUAAUCUGGUCAUUUUACUUGUUUGUGACAUUGUUUGUCUAAGUUGAAUUUUAAGGAUGACAGCUACGAGGCAGAAGUGGUACCAUCUCAUAGGUCUAUACACACAUCCCAGUGCGAGUUAGAUGUUGGUCUGUUGGAGUUAAGGCGAUAUGGGAGAAAAUUUAUUACAAUAUAUAUUUUUUCAUUUUAGUCGAUAUUGAUAUAUAUCACAAUAUAAAAAAAUUAAACUUAACAGUGCUUAUUGGUAGCAUGUCUUUUGCAAUACAAUAAGCUACUUAAUCUGUGAGGUCUUUGUGUCUCUUCCACGUUUUGUCGUGAGGCGUUGUGCUGGAGAAAGCAGACUGAAUGUUUCAGCUGCACAGGCGGUAUGGGCUCCUUGCUCCGCUCGGAUUUGUAACCUUUUGCAUUGUGCGUGCUCGGCCGCGUGGUGCUGCUUCCCCGACUUUGCGAGAACAUGUACUCGACAUAAUUUGCAGUGCACAUUACUCUGCUUCAUGUCCGACCUCAAAAAACCAAAAUACCUCCACACCACCGACGUUUUCAUGCCAGUGUUGUCAAGGAUGUGGUCAUCUGUUGUGCCUUCAUCUGCAUUUCUGCCAGGGGUAGCACUCAUUUGCUUUCUUUCUCACCAACAGUGCUGUUGGCUUCAUGUGUUAGAGUGCUAUGGUUGCGUGUAGCUUCAGCCUGCUAUUACGCAGCUGUUUGCUACUUGUCUCUGAUUCAGCACAUGAUUGGUUCAGCGCGAAGGGGACCUGAAGCAACUUCCCUUUUCAUUGGCUAUUCGUAUAGUCGACCAAAACAUGGCAGAAUGCCGACUAUCAAAAAGCAGAUUGACCAUUUUUAAUAUUGAUAUUGAGGGAAAUUAAUUUUCAAUAUAUAUCGUUGUUUUAUCGUUCAAGCCCUAGUUGUACGGAUGACUUGUCAGUGUAACCAGACACAGCCUUCCUACAAUUUAAUCUCCAUUUUAAAGACACUGCGUUACAGGCUUCCUCUGUGCUUGUUUACUGACUGAAUAUAGUCCUUUAAAAGUGAACUAUUUUCCCCAGUUGGCUAUUCAUUUGACUUCUAAAAAAACAAAACAAUUAAACAGUUUCUAGUUCUCAGGUUCAGAUGUGAAAGUGGUUGUGUCUUCGGGGAAUUGUUUAUAAAGACUCAUAAGUUUCUGUCUCUGGUCUUUCCAUGGAAUGAGCAGAAACUAAGAAAAAAACAUAAUAAAUGUCAGCCUGAUGUGUUAAAACAGGAACAAUUUCCAGUCAUUUGGCUGUUAUGUUAAUGGCCCCUCAUUUUGAAAAAGCCUACAUUGUGUGACAAAUAUGCCAAAUGUCAUAAUGAUUAACAGGAAGCCGGACAGUCCCCCGUUCCUCCUGCCCACAUGGUUUUUACGUCAGAAAGAAAAGUACACUUUAAGGUGUUUCUGAGUCAUAAUUACCUCCCACAGGGACCGAGAUGUGAAUAGGGCUGUUCUUGAGGGAGAAGAUGAGGUCAUGACUUAUAAGAUUCAGCUAUUUCUGUAUCUCGCUCCACACCACCAGGCUCGAGGCUUGCUGCCCUGUGAAGCAAUAUUGUGAUUCUCACUCAAUGGGUGGCCUAUUAUUCAGUACUGAGUUAAGUGUCCACCCCUAGAGAGAGUAAUUAGGCACACAUAUGUUGUCUCUUUGGUCCUCAGAAGAGGGAAAUUCAUCACAGGCUGGCUUUCACGCCUUUUGGAUUUCCUGUAAGAUGUUUCCCUCGAUUUGAAAAAGUAAGUCUGACUAACAUUGGUUUAAUGUCUGGAAAGUACAAAAACAACUCUAUCAUAGAUCUGAUAACAUGUCUGACAUGAUCGCUGCUUCAACUGCUCCAUCCAACCACCCACCCUGUGUUUCCUUUGCAGUAGUUCAUGUGUGCUGAGAUUCUGUCAGUACAACAAUGUACAUGUUACACAAUGCAAAUGGCUGACAGUAACUAGGUCAGCUAAACUACAGCUUAAGUGCAGCUUUUACAAAUUAAUAAUGCAUUUGAUAAAGUUACUAGGUCCCCAGCAAAGAUACUUUUUUAUGAUGAAGCAGAUCUGGGUGUUUUUUUUGUCUUCUUUUGUGUCAUGAGCCUUUAAUUCGAAUCUAAAUAUAAGUUUACCAAGAGGAAAUUUCUGAGUUCACGUUCAUUAGAUGUAAUGAAAUCAUGUUGAGUGUCUUGUUCACGCUGUUGUCAGAAUAACCCUCUCAUACUCCUCAUCCUCAGAGGCAGGAAACACCACAUUUGCUUCCUAUCAGCUCUAGUGUUUACUGUCUGUUGGCUCACAACACUGAGCCAGAACCUGGUCCACUCAUGUCAUGUGGCAGACUGUGAGCUGGGGCAGCAGAGAGAGUCCAGCAUGGUCUCCACUCUCUGGUGUCAAAGCCACACACACACACACACACAGGGGCUUGGUGUCAGAGCUGUAACCUGUGUGGGCGUGUGUUUCUUCACUGACAAUGUUCUGAGCUCUGUUCCUCGAUCACCCACACAGCCUCAAGUGGAACGAAAACUAUGCAUAGACGCAUUCAUUCCAUGGGCCGAGGGAGUGACUGCCAUCCGUCUUUGAGAUGUUAUUUAAGACCCAACUGUGCUGUGGUUGUUGAUCAUUAGAGCUCAAGUGCUACAAAGUCAUAUCAACAUUUUCUCCAUCUUGGGUCAUACUGAACAACAUCACACGGAGUUACCCAGCUCCAAAAAGUGGCUUCACAGGAUCUCUCUCUCUCUCUGUUGCUGCCCAGCAAGAUGUUGGAUCAAACCCAGAAACCCCUGGUUGACACUCUGUGGUAGGAAGUGUUGUUGUGAUCAUGGGCGGUGGGCCAAAGGCUUUGGAGAUAGGCAGGUGUGUCCUGGAUACGACCUCUGGCUUUGUUGUUGAUAUUACAUCUGUGCUGCUGGACAUUAUGUUAUGACUGUUAGCAGAUGCUGGGAGGAGCGCAGGGAGUGGAGAGCUAUUCUCAGGACUAUGAAUUAUCAGAUCUAAAAAAGCGUUACAUACGAGUACGAGCAGGCUGCGAUUGCUGUCUGGGGGGGUCAGUGGAUGAUUAAAUACUAUGAAUGUGUUUAUUAUGAUGUUAAACUGCACAUAUAAAACCCUUCUCUGCUUCUGUUUUCGCUCCAGAUGAGAACGUGAAGGCUGGCGUCCACCAAGGCCUCCGCUGCACCUUGGGCAGCACACACACAUGAUCACAUGACUCUGGACAUGGACGCGGUCCUGUCAGACUUUGUUCGGUCCACGGGGGCAGAACCUGGUCUGGCAAGAGACCUGCUGGAAGGUAAGAAACCAAAAAUGUCCCACACCUUCAACUCUGACUGUUGAAUAAUGGACAUAGCUACAAUAAUCUCACCUAUUGGUAAAUAACGGCCAUUUUAAAGCCUUUAAUCUGGUAUUUUGGCCCUCAUUAUGAUGUUUUGUCUUGAGCCACGAGUGACCAUAUUUGGACUGUGGACAACCAUUGUGUUUUCCCGGGGGAUUAGGUUUGUGGCGAUAGCUGAGCAGGAUUAGUUAUUUCUUAAAACAACUUAGUACAAUGAAAAAAAGGUGAAAGGAGGGAACUUGUGGUCAGGCAAUAGUAACUGGUCCCAACACUGAUCCCAGUUUAGUAUAAAAAAACACUAAAAAUACAGUAAAAUCCAGGAUAUAAAUCCUUGUGUUGUUGCCUGAAGACUUGCUGUAGCUCUUGCUGAUAUCACCUGCUAUUAUCACCCUGUCAGCUAACUGCGAGGUAGUUGAGCACAGCCUGCUCUAGUUUUAAUAGUAUUGAGGUACCCACUUACUGUGACAAAUUGGCUCCCUCUGCUGAUCACGUGUCGUCUUUUCAAUUAAACUCACUCCACAAGGUUUAUUUUGACAAGCAUUAAAAAAUAGGCCAAGCCAUGCGUUGACCUUAUCUUGCCCUUUAUUAUCAUUAUUAUUAUUAUUGUUGUUAUUAUUAUUAAUAUUAUUAUUAUUAUUAUUAUUAUUAUUAUUAUUAUUAUUAUUAUUAUUAUUAUUAUUAUUAUUAUUAUUAUUAUUAUUAAUAACAACAAUAAUAAUAAUAAUAAUAAUAAUUUUUAUUGAUAAUGCGCUUUUACAGGUGCUCAAAGACGCCUUAGAAAAAAAGAAGAAAAUAAAAUAAAACACAAUUUAAAAUACAGAAAAUUUUGAGAAAUAAAACCAGCGAUGAGUUCACAUGAGUAAGUAAUGACUUCUGACAAAAAAAAUCCUAUCCUGCUGACUUUUGACAGACGGUUUUAUCAUUUAUUCUAAAUAUUUUAAAUGGGAUUGGUAAAAAAAAAAAAUUAAAAUAAAAAAAAAAAACAGGUCAAUUUUUAGCUGCUUAACUGACCCUUACCCCCUCUCAACAGUUUUAGGCAUUAAAAAUUACAAUUAAAAAAUUGCCAAUCUUACUGCUGAUGGUCAUAGUUGCUUUUGGAUAUCAUUACAAUGCAUCAAAAUAAUUUUCAGUCUAUUUUAUAAAUAUGAAAAAAAUGCCUUAUAGGAGCUUUAAAUAAUCCACAAGAGGGCGAAGAUUGAACAAGUAAGGCCAAGCAAAGAGUGUGAUGACUGGGUCAACUGAAGUGACUCUUAACACAAUGCUAGCAGGAUCCACCUUUCACUCAAAGCAGCUACAGCCCCUAAAUGAUUUAAACUCUGUCAACUCAUUUUUAUAGACUUGCUUUUAUGUGAUUUUGUCUUCUUUAAAACCUUUUACUCUCCUUAUUCAUGUUUUAUUAUAGUCCCCUUGGUCUCAGGUUUUUGUCAUUGGGUUCCUGUGUUGGCUGUGUCUCACAGGUUCUUAUAAUGUCUUUGCUUUAAUGACGUUUCAGCUCACAUGACAUUUAUCAAAGCUUUUAUGUUUUCCACCGAUUUUUAUUUUAUUUCUUUAUUCCAGUAAUGUGACGUUUCCCCCAAGUGUUCUCUUGUUGUUGUUAUGUUGUUUUUAUCUUCUUUGUUGUCCUGCAUGUUAAAGCACUUUUUUUUUAAAGUGCUAUAUAAAUAAAGUUAUUAUUGUUCUGAAAUUUAGCUCCUUUAUUUUUGGCAGAAAGAGAGAUGAUCUAUAGAGAUCAAAACCUGUUUUAUACAAGGAUGUCAAAAUGUGAAAUUCUGCUUUUAAGUGGAGUAAUUCAACAUUAGGUCUGUUGGGAUUGACUUGCCUUUGAGGACAGCCUCAAGUGGCCACUUGAAGAACUGCAGUUUUUUUUUGGUCUUAAAUAUCCAUUGUCAGUAUUUGAGCCCUGGGGGUGCUGACCUCCAUAGACAGGGGCUACGAUAUUUAUCAAGUUAUCUUUUGAUCAGCUGUUGAUUCCUGCUGAGCCAGUGUUGCCGCUGAGAUCUGAAGAGAAAAGGGUAAACAAGGGAAGAGGAAAGAAGGAGGAAAGGGAAAGAAGGCAAACAAAGGAAGGGAGGAGAUGUGUGGGGUUUGCAACAUUGAGCCAGCCCGCUGAUUUAGAGGCCGGUGUGGCAGUUUUACGAGUGCACUCUCCAGGGAGAGCUUUGUGCCCAUUCAUUGGAACUCAUUGAGGAGCAGAGUGCUACUGGCACUUGUAUAGCUUACAUACAGCGCUGUUAGGACAAAAAAAAAAGACCAGGGGAGCAAAAGUGCACACUGCAACAAAAGCUUGUUGAUGGUCAGUUGAAUUGGCUUUGAUAUGUAGGAACAGUAAAAGUGAUGUUUGUGUUUAUGUUGCCUUUGCAGUCUCAGCCAAUUUCUCAUUGCAUUCGAGCGUUUGGUCAAACUGCAGGAAAGAAAUGCUGAAGCGGAAAUGUGGAUGCAGUUCUGUGUACCUUAGAGAAAUAAAAGCAUGCUCCACAUUAAUCAGACGUCCAUUAGGGGAUGAAAUCCUUGUAGAGUUUAUGCAGCGCCUCUGUGUGCCUCAGAGAGUCUCCUUAAUUUUUGUUUCUCUGUGUGUUUAUUACACAGCCAGUCUAGUCUCGUCUGAUGGAGUCAGAAUUAAAGCUUUGGGUGUCUCUUCCUCCCCCUCACUCUUUUUUUUUCUGAUUAUGCUUUGGCACAAAGCCACCAGGGGCAUACAUGUGACACCAAACAAGACACUGCACUCAGAUGAGACAGACAUGGGCCUGGAUGUCCUAUUUCUGCCGCUCUCUGGUGUUAGCUUCACUCUUAAGACCUGCAUCAGUCGGCCGCUCUGUGACCCUCUCUGGUCUGAGUGAGGAUGGAGUGAGGAGGAAGCAGACGGAAGGAUGUGACAGCACUGCAUAUGGUGCUACCCCCUAGAGGCUGGUUUGUGUACUGAAGAAUGUGUUUUGACAUUUGUGGUCAAAAUAUUUGAGAGCAGUGUUUUUUUUUAAUCUGAAAUGAAGGUUUUUAGUCUGUAGAGGGAGAGAGAGAGAGAGACAGAAGCUCAGUGAAGCUGUUUUGUUGAUAAAGUUUAAAAUAAAAGAAAUUAGACGAGGGAUAUUGUUAUUAAAGUUUACGAAUAAAGAACUGCCUCUACUGUUCUUUUGCAACUGUUUUGAUUCACGGUGUUUUUAAUCUGGAUAGAAGAAGUCCUCAUAAAUUGGGGAAUCCCAUAUUCAUGCUGCGGAUGAAUAUUUUAGUCUUCUUUUGCUGACGACAGCCAUUAAAAAUGAAGCAGCUGCAACAACGCCUUCAUGCCACAGUAAUAGCGGGCUAAUGUAGAGGCAUUCAGAGACCAGGCUUUAGAUGCAGAGUAUCUGUGUCUACAGGACGUUCAGAUGCAUUCCUGGAUGUGCCCAGAUCCAUAACGCAGAAUCAGUUUAGCAUUGAUUGACGUGAGAGACAGUAGUAAGUGGUGUCGGGUUUCAUGUUCAGCUAGCUGAGCAGCAGCAUGUCUGUAAGUCAGGAGGGACAAAGUGGAUAACUUCCUGCAGGUCUCUCAUGCAGAGAGUCCAUCAGUGCAGCAUCUGUAAAAACGCUCAUAUUACAUGUAGAUAUCCUCAGCAUUGAUUUUGCUUUUGUAAAAGCAGUUUUCCCGUGGCACACUGAGUCGCAAUAAAGACGGAGGCUUUAUUUGUGUCUUUAAAUCUGGAAGGCAUUUCUGUCAGUGAGACAGCACCCAGAGGAGACAACUGAGUCUGAGUCUGUGUGAAUGUGUGUGUUUAUAGCACUCUUGUGUUACCAGUGUGUGGGUACUUUCUCUGGCACAUCAGGAUAUUGCUGUCAUUCUGUUAAAGGAUCUGUCUCCCAUCACUAUCUUCAGUGUUGCUUCACUACCCAACCUCAAACUGAAGUUAUUAGCCUUGUGAUGCAGCAUGCUGUACUCUUCUCUCUACUGUAUGGCCUGACUCAGUGUGAGCUGUUACAGUUGGGACUUCCUAUUUAAAUAAAAAAAAAGGCUAAUGUGAAUUUUAUUCAUUUCGAUGAACUGCUUUGAUUGUGUUCAUCAGUUAAUUAAAGGGAUAUUUCGGCGUAAAGAUAAGUUAGGGUCAAACACACUGUAACACCGGGGUAGAGAGGCAACAUUCAUCUCUCGACUGGGUGUCUAACUCUGUGUUAAUGGUGCAUUUGACCCUAAAUUAACUUUACGCCGGAAUAUCCCUUUCAAGGGAAUCUGGCUUUUCUGCAGCAACCAGUAUCAUGUGGCACCAGAACAACAACAGCAUGAGAAUAUGUGAAGAUAUGAAUAAAACUUAACUUAUCCAUCCGUGCAGAAAUUUGGGGUAUUGUAAAGAUAAAAUAUGGAGAAAAUAAUCCUGUCAGUGAUGUUUAGUUAUCGUACAAUGAGCGACAUGAAUUCUUGCUCAGUGUUGAUUUCAAUUAAACACUCUUUUGUUUGUGUCUUUCAGGUAAAAACUGGGACCUCAGUGCUGCUCUAAAUGAUUACGAGGAGCUCAGGCAGGUCCACACUGCCAACCUGCCGCAGGUCUUCAAUGAGGGCCGCUACUACAAGCCACCAGAGACACGUGACACGCCCACCCAUGUCAGCAAGAUCGACAGGCCGUGUGCACAGAAGCAGGAGGACAAUGCACAAGGUUUGAAGACCACCUCGAUGCUGCGCUAUCGUCAUCCGCAACUUUUAUGUUUUUCUCUUCCUUCACUUUCUCCCGCUGUUCCUCCCCUCUCCAGAGAAGCGUCUGUCCCGUGGGAUCUCCCAUGCCAGCUCGGCUAUCGUCUCCCUGGCGCGGCUGCAGGUGGCCAAUGAGUGUACCAGCGAGCAGUUCCCUCUUGAGAUGCCCAUUUACACAUUCCAGCUACCAGACCUCAGUGUGUACAGCGAGGACUUCAGGAGCUUCAUUGAGAGAGACCUGAUAGAGCAGUCCACCAUGAUGGCUCUGGAGCAGGCUGGUGAGUGCUAGGGGGAUACAAUAUGAUACGAUGUUAGAGACUGAACAGAAUCUUUAUUUGGAUAACAUCAAAAUGCAGAGGCCCACAAAGCAGCAGUAAUGAGAGAUUUAAGAGGAAGCCUGUAAAGUAGACUGAGGCAUAUCAGAGAAGCAGCAUCAUCUGGAAGCAAGACGACAACAACCUAAUUCAAAGCCUCCUGGAUCCCCAAGGAUUCAUCUCCCAGCUGAAGCUUUGAACUAACAAGGAAAAACUAGUUAGUGAAGUUUGAGAUCUUCCUGCAGAUUUUCCCAGGCAGAGACAGCAGAGAGUGUAAAAUCUUCCCUUACCUAAUUCGGUUCAGAGUCAGGGGGAAGGAAAAAGAAUAUUUGGACACUUUUUAACUUCUUCUACCCUUAAUAUUUCAGUAUCACAUCAAUAACAAAUCAUCUGUUUUAUGGUCUUACAAAUCUGACAAAACAGGGGCUCAGACAGUCAGAUUAAAUAUUUGAUUGAUGGUGAUAAAUGAAGAAUUAAAGAUGUAAGAUUCUUAGCUCUCACAUAGCCAAUGUGACUGAAGUCAUCAAAAAUAAAAGACCAUAGCUGCAACUCUCCACGGGGAAAAAAAGUAAUUCUGAAAUUCAAGAAAAAGCAGAAUACAUACGGAAGUGUUUUGUUUCAGACUGAUUUUGAUAUUGUUUAUGAAAGAAUAAGACAAAUGUAAAGAACAUCUGCAUUUUGACCCCCUAUACGCUAAGGGGUAAAUCAUUUAAAGCCUCUUCAGUGUUUGUUGUGUUUAAAUAAAUGAUGCAGCCAGAUAACCUCGGGCUCUGAGCAGAAAUCCUGCCUGCAGUGAAGCAGCGUGUCGUGCCCAAAGCUGUGAAGCUGUUGUUUCUCCCUGAGGGAAACGCGUAAGGCGGUGAUGGAGCACAAACUGGGGAUAGUGUAGAAGUCAGGCUGAGGAGGAAGAUGUACAGAGUGGGAGGACGCCAGGUGUUUGAGGGCGUGUGGAGGCAUAUGGUCUGCGCUAAUGAUUGCCUUCAAAGUUCAAUUAUUUGGGCUAAUUAAGUUCAUUGGCUAAUUGUCUUCAAUUGACAGUUACUGGUAACCGCUGCAGCACUUUGAGAUCGGUAGUUAACAUCUUGGACUCCGUUCAUUACCUGACACUUAUCUCUGAUCUGUAGGAGUCAUUUUGACUGUUUUAAACCUGCUGUUAUAUCUCUAUAGUUUAUGAAUGUGAAUAGCUUUCUGUUUAUUCAUGUACAUUAACCUUUUCAGUACCUUUGUGUCAUGAUAUGUUCAUGUUCUGUUGGUUUAGUUUUUUCCCCUGGUUUUGUGAUUUGAGUGUAUUUUCUUUUGGGAUUUUCCCUAGUGUUUCUGUGCCCUAUCGUUCCUGUUCCCCUGUAGUCUUUGUCUUGUGAGUUUUCAGUUUGUGUCUAACCCUGGUUUCCAUCAUGUUCUCAGUGUUUUAUUCUUUAUAUCAGUGUUUCCUGUUGUUUUGUUUUACUUCCUCAGUUUUCCCUCCUCUGUGAUUGUCUGCACCUGUGUCUCAGUGUCUCACCUGCCUCUCAUUGCUUGUGUUGUGUGUAUAUAUAGGCUGUGUCCGAAAUGGAUCCCUAACCCCUAUAUAGGCGACUAUACGGGGGUUAGCGCCAUUUUGAGGGGUGUCCAAAACCUGAGUGAUCAAUUCCAAUGCCCCAUAUAGGCAACUCAAAAUUUCCCAUAGAGCAUUGCAAAAUGUAGUGACCGUCCGAUGGUCACUCACUGGUGGUGGGCAUCCUGUAAUGCAUUGCGUCUCCAGCGGCAGUCUGAGCAGUGACGUCACAACCGUGCGCCAUGUAGUGUCUGAAACCUCCAGUGAUUGAGCCCACUACAUCGUCAGCUAUAUAGUGAAACCCCAUAUGGAGGUUAGGGGUUAGGGACUGAGUGAUUCAUUUCAGACACAGCCAGAGUUACUGUCUUCCUGGUUGGUUCAAAUGUGUGUUUUAUGUAUGUUUGUCGGUGUGUGCUUAUGCCAGUGUUCCCAGUGUCUCCUCGUGAUUUGUUCCCCCGGUGCCUUUUGUUGGAUUUUGGAUUUUUUGUUGGACAUUUUUCAUCCUGCAUUUGGAGCCCUUUCCGUUUCAUUUAACUCCAGAUCCUGAAACCUUUGGCUUCCGUUUUCUUUUAAUAAAUUGUUUUGGAAAUUAUUUUAUUAAUGUCUUUAAAAAAUAUAUAGUUAAAAAAUAAUGUGUGAUAUGAAAUCAUAAAGCACCACUACUACUGUUUUUAGCACCCACAACCUCAAUGUCAGAACACAACUUACAAGCUCUUACUGUUGCUAGGUUACUGAAAUUAUCCCGUGGUGUUAUCUGAGGGUAUUUUAAAAGUAAGAGGUUAAACAAUUGAUGGAAGUCACGUUGUAACAUUGGCAGCAGCAGCUUUAGGUGUGGACACUGGACGCUGGAAAAACAGGAGUGUGUAAUUCCUCCUCUGCAUGGACUCCUGCUUUUGCUGUUAACAAAAAUUGGCUUCAUGAAUCUCGCCCCUGCUUGACUUUGUCUCCAUCUGUGAGACAGAUGGAGACAGAGACAAUGACAUGCACAGUGCAUUUCAAAGGAAAACUAAAGGUGCAGUUCAAGACAGAGAAAUAUCCUGAAAAAUUUCCUAAUUUCCAUAAUUUCUAGUAUUUGAGAUAGUGGAUUUAUGAAUAUAGCUGACAUAUGGGGUGUUUUAAAUACUGCAUCGUAUAAGUUUCAUAUAAUACUAUAUACAAAAAAGCUGAUAUGGACAUACGCCCUUAUGCACCAACAAGUGACUCCAGGAGACUUACAGCCGUUCUUCUGUUUCUUGAGUUUGUACAGACUUCAUAUCUCACCAUUGUGUCUCUGUUUGCAGGUCGUCUGAACUGGUGGUCCACUAUGUGCACCAGUUGUAAAAAGCUGCUUCCUCUGGCCACUACAGGGGACGGGAACUGCCUCCUGCACGCUGCCUCUUUAGGUGAGACGCUCAUGUAAACAACAGCACAUUCAACAUACAGCGUGAUCAUAACAUCCAUCACGAGCUCUCAAGUCGGCCUUUUAUCUCUAAACUUUGGGACAGCUGACACCGUCGCAGAGGUCUAACAACACUGUCAGCGCUGCAUCACAGCAGCUGAACUUAAAGGAGGGAGUAAGAAAGGACGAGCGGGGGGAGAUAAGGAAGCGAGAGAAGAGGAGUGACCUAUAGAUUUCAGGAAACUGUCAGCCGCAGGUUUCAGGGAGAUAAAGGUUCAACAGGUCUGUGCUGAGGGAGACUGUUGACUCAGGAGGCGAGGGCUGCCAGAGUAGACAGUGAAUGCAUUAGGUUGAAAGGAAACAGAGCUAAUGUGAUGGACACCGACAGUUUAGUAACUGAAGGCCCUUUGAUGAGUGAUAAAAGGAUGGAAAGUUAAAGAGCCUCUCUGCGGUUUGAAAGUUUGGUGCAGUCAAGAAUUUCAACACCUUUCUUUUUCACUCAUAAAUAUGCACCGGUUGUGUGGUGAGGUCCAUAACAUUAGCAUACGGUAACACUGUUGUGUGUUUGUGUCGUUCAGGGAUGUGGGGCUUUCAUGACAGAGACCUAAUGCUGAGGAAAUCCUUGUAUACCAUGAUGAAGAGUGGAGCGGAGAGAGAUGCUCUCAAGAGGAGGUGGAGGUGGCAGCAAACCCAGCAAAACAAAGAGGUUGGGAAAAUAUUCAUCUUUGCACACACACAGAACCUAAAUGCACCACAUUCCCUUUAGUAAAGACACAUUAAAAAGCCCACGGGAUGAAAAUCUCUGUUAAUAAGAGCUUAUUUCUGCUCCCUUCCUGGAUUUUUUUGUCUCAAUCGUGCUUUAGUUUCCGUCCUGCUAAUACCAUCAAAUCCUUUUCGCUUCUUCGCCUUCCUUCUUGCGAUGUUGAUGCAAGUAUUUGCCCGUCUAUUAGUAAAAAAUGGUGUCACCAAAGAUAGCUCAGGCGAAAAAGUAGUCCAGAUGCUCAUGUUUUAAAAAUGCCCGAGGCCUCCUGGUGGCCAAGUGAUCUAAGAUGAAUCUGAUGCAAAAAUAAAGUUAAAUGCAACAACACAUCAAACUUUACCCGACUGCGAAAUGAUGACGGAGAAUGCCUCACAUUUAGAUUCAUAAACCCUCGGUAAGUAACCUUGUACACGCAGAUGAAAAUAGAAAGAAUGAAUAAUAAUAGGGAUUGUGUGGGCGAGCAUCGGCACAUGCUUAAUAGAGUUUCCAUUUGUGUGUGUGUGUGCAGUCAGGGCUGGUGUACACCGAGGAGGAGUGGGAGAGAGAGUGGAACGAGCUGCUGAAGCUGGCCUCUAGUGAGCCUCGCACUCACCUCAGCAAGAACGGCAACACCAGCGGAGGGUAAGCUGCUCCACUCACAAUCAUCCCGGAGAAGCCUGCGAGCGAACACACCGAACUCUGAACUCUGUCAGACACAUGCAUCAAACAUUACUGCUCUCACUCUGCAGGGGGCCCAUGAUUAAAACAAAAGUGACCUUUUCACUGAGAUGGAUUUUCGAGGGAGGCUUUUUGUUCCCAGCUGCUCUUUCAUAUUGCUGUCUCCUCUGGAAAAAAAAAAAAACAUUGCAAAAGCUGUCAUGUGAGACUGUGCCAUCUACUGGCUGAUGCCGGUAUGAAUCAUUUUUGCAGCCUCCUCUGAGCUGUGGAUUGCAUUCAGCAGGUGAUGUGAAUUGCUCAGCCCCCUUGUUGCAUAAACAAGCAGAAGAGUGAGUUUAUCUCAGGCUACGGGGCAGAUUGGAAACAGAUUCUGGUUUCCACCUACGCACUGAAACCUUGUGGUUACUUUCUGUUUCCAUUUUCGCUUAAAUGGACCGAGGUACUUUCUCACUCGUGUGGUCGCGCAGCUGAUCUGAUGCGGAAAAAUUACAUACAUUGAACAGAAAGACUAAUGAAGGAGUACGCUGCAGUCAACAUGUCGUUUGAUUGGACGAAAUGUCGUUUAGCAUCUACUUUUCGUUUCUCCAGCUUUCAGUGACCGAGUACAGAUCUCUUUAUCACUCAGAGUAGUAAAAGUAGCCCAUUAAGGAGCACAUUUUACUCAUUUAUUCAGUGGAUUUAACCUCUCAUUGAGUUUGACUGUAACACACUAAUCAGGUUAGGGAUGUUUGAUGGCCCUAGUGUGAGAUGAGCCCCCUAAAUAGGAUGAGUGGGAUUCACAUAUUAAGAGGCUCUUUAUUAGAGUGAAUUUGGCAGCGUGGCUGUUUGUGUGGCUGACAAUUUAAUUGUUGCACAUCCUCUGGUUCCCUGGUGGUUGCAUGCCUGAGAGCUCUUUCUCUCUCUCUCUCUCUCUCUCCCUCCUCUCUCUCUCCUUCCUUUCUUCUCUCCUGCUCUUUUCCUUUCCAGCACGUGUCCGAACAGAUGGAUCUUUACACAUAGCCAUCCUGUUUGUUAAUGUUAGCCAGCAGGCAAAAUUGAUCCAACUAAAUCACAAUAGGUUAUGAUUAGUACUUAGAUUAUUAUUUCAGCUUUGGAUAUUUCGAUGCGGUCAGUACCAUACACAGGAAAUUGUCAUGGUGCCCUGUCAUCCCUUUGUAUUGUGUGUUUGUUUUUGUUUUUGCAGAGUGGAUAACUCUGAAGAUCCGGUGUAUGAGAGUCUGGAGGAGUUCCAUGUGUUUGUGCUGGCUCACGUGUUACGCAGGCCGAUUGUAGUGGUGGCUGAUACCAUGCUCAGAGACUCGGGAGGAGAAGGUAACAGCAUCUCGGCUCUAUUUUCUACACACAACAAUGUAGGGACAAAACAGGAAGAAACAACAGUCAAAGAAGAUGCUAAGGGGGCACUGGUUUGGCUAAGAGGUUACAGGGAGAACCCCAAAUACAGAGGUAGGAGUCCUGGUUUGGCCCUUCUGCUGCAUAUCAUCCUUCACUCUCCUCUUUACGUUUCUGUCUUUAAAAUAUAGGCCAUAAACCUUAAAAAGGGUAUUUUGCUUCAACUUGGGAGUCUUAAUAGCAAAACCCUCAGUCCUCUUUAGAUUGAAAGUGUGAGGUGGGUCAUAAAAAUAGUCUGCUUUAUAUAUACUAAGUGGCUGUUACAGUAGCACAGUCAUAUCAGGGCUUGACACUAACUUUUUUCACAGGGGGGGCAUGUGCUCCCAAGUUGAAAAAGUUUUAGGUCAAUUGGUCACAUGACAUGGAAGCUAUUGAAGGAAAACAGCCUUUCUGAGAACAUCAACCCGUAAUUUAUUGAUGGUCCCUUAUUCAACACCCGAUGUUGACAGCGAGGGUGCCCAGUAGAUGUAACCGCACUGUUGUUGCUAUUCCCGGUUAUGUGAGUGAGAAGACACCAGUAGAUCUGCAGUGAAUGUCCAUGAAUAUCCAAACCUAAAACCAACUUCACCGCGGUAUUUACAUGAAAAAACAUUUGUUGCCUCAGCUAAUUUUUUUAUGCGCACAUGUGCCCCUAAAUACAUUUUACAAUUUGCACACAUCUAGUUUUAGUCGCAAAUGUGAGUGAAACGGUCCCACCGUCAGGCGCUGCAUAUGUCAUUAAAGUCAGUAUCUGUAUCAUCCUGGUAUUGUUUCUGACAUGGUUGGACCAGGACUUGGUCUCUAUGUUGCUCACAGUUGAGGUAGCAGGUUAAUACAGCAUUCUUUGCCGAUUCCAGCGUUCGCUCCCAUCCCAUUCGGAGGACUCUACCUGCCUCUGGAGGUGCCCCCAAGCCGCUGUCACUGCUCUCCUCUGGUCCUGGCCUACGAUCAGGCUCACUUCUCGGCACUGGUGUCCAUGGAGCAGAGGGACCAGCAACGAGAGCAAGGUGAGGAGCAUCUGUGCUUCGUCACACUCCACCCACACGAAAAACUGGGGGGCUCCUCGUUUUAAUUAGGGGUGUCCCUCUACAACUUUUUUACUUCCAAUACAAUGCCGAUAUUGUAGCCUUAUAGUAUCAGCCCUACUCCUUGCUACUUUGUUAGUACCUUAGUACACACUGUUGUUGUGAUCACAUGGGCUCUGCAUGCUGGAUCUGGACGCUGCUAGCUAGAGGUGCUGGAGUGGAGUCUGGAAUGGACUGCCCAUAUCGGUAAGUGCUGAUAUCGGAGAUUUUAGAUGCAGGCCGAUAUAAUCAGAUAUUUUUUUUUUAGCUGAUAUCGGACUGAUAUCUGAUAUCAAUAUCAUAUCAGGACAGCCCUAGUUUAAAAGAAGGAUUAAUGUCCUCUUUUUGACCUCCUGCUCUUAAAAAAUCAACCUGCUGUGAUGUGCAGUAGUUGGGUAAGGUAAUAGUUAAGCUGGCUUUGCUUUUAACAUGGAGUGGACAGAUUGCAAGACUGAGGGUGAGUGGUCUGCCUGUCCUGCUCGGGGUGAAUAAUGCAUGAGACAGCACUCUAAUUACCAGGGAUCCAUUAUUAAAACAGGCCAGUUGGCAGGAGGAGCCAAAGAGUGCCUGACAUGGAGAAAAGUGGACAGCAUGAUCUUUGACAGAUUCAUUAAAACCAUAUUUUAUUUUGCAUCCACAUUUUUCCAUCUGGAGUCACUUCUGUGUCGAGCGCAUUAAUCGAGUCGUGUUGAUUUAUUUGUUGAGUGACUUGUGUUUUUGUCUAGACGCCACUCCGGAUAUGUGGCUUAUUCUUGAGUUCAGAGUAAUCCUCACAUGGAGUUCCUUUAAUUGACAAACAGUGUAGAUCUCCUUGACGACCGGUCUUGGUAGUCACAGCACUCCUCUGUAUCUGACUCAGUGGGUGGAACUCACUUGUCAUUUGCGUGGGCAGUCGGCCAACACCAUCUCCUACACGCUUACGCAAACUGCCUCUUUCUUCCUCUUUUUCUUUCUUCCCCCUUCUUUUUCUUCUUCUUGUACUUUUCUGAGAAUAUGCAGUCCUAUUCUUGGCCUGGGAACACCAACCUGGUUAUUAAGUCCGGUUACGACCACUGCAGACUAGCAGACAGGCAUUAUUACUAACCUGCAAUCUCUGCUCUGCAGUUGUUCCUUUUUAAUGCCAGCAGCACAUCAAAGACUACUCCACAGCCCAGAACCACUCUGCACUCCCAUUUGAGUUUGUGUGUAUAUGUGUGGGGGAGUGAAGUUCCUCUGUUUGUCCACUAGAUGGAGUGUGUGUCCAGAGAAUGUGCUGCAGCUUGAACCCAACAGCUCUGCAUGACUGUAUUCAUUCAUUCUGGUACACUGUGUCCUGUGAUAGGAUCAGAGUUCAUUUGGUCUGCAGUCUCUCUCUCCAGGAUGUUAUGAAAACACUUGUGCACUAAGCUCGGUGCACUUGUGUGUCAUGUGAUGUAUCGUGUUACACAUGACUGGUGCAAAUCUGCGCUACUGCAGCCAUGAUUAUUUCGUUUUCUAUUUUUUUAGGGUGUAAAAGUUUAUGAGCACUUAGGCCGUGCUUACUUCAUCAUUUCUGAAUUUUACAGUUCAGCACGGAGAAACCACACUGGCUUACAACUCUGAACAGAUGCCAGACAGACAUGCAGACAGGCGGAGGGUCAGACCUAAUCUUCCACUGCCAAUUAGAGCAGAGUAGCCCCGUGCCGGCCCCUAAGCCCUGACCACAUCACCACAUAUGGGCAGGGGUCCCGGGCUGCUGGAGCCCCCGACAAACCCGCCCGUCUCUCCUGACAGUCUGGGCCCAUGAGUGGAUGUCUAAGGUGGAGGGCUGCUCUCAGUUUCCCUCCAACACAGCAAAGAGCAUCCGAGCAGCCACUGGCCCGAUGUGUGCUCAGGUACCAGAGGCUGCGUUAGAAUACUGGCUCUUUCUUUCCACAGCCUGCAUGGAGGAUUAGAGCAGGGUCCCAAACAGUAACCUGAUUCUCAGUCGCACUGGCAGAUCAUGCUUCUCCGCUUUUUAUCACUGCUGUUUGUAGAUGAUUAAAAACAGUGAGGAUUAGGACCAAAACUUUCUAUAAUUUCUGUUUUAACCUCCAACAGAGCCGUUAAGUCUUUGCACAGCCCGGUAUGUUUUCUUUAGACCUCCUGCUGCUCACCUUCAGUGUGAUAAUGACUGACUCUUCAGUGGACGCCGCCGGCCGACCCUUUUAUCAGCUUGUUUGUGCUCCUGUGGUUAAAAGAUGCAUGGGAGGGAACUAGCCCCUCUAAGAAACUCUGGAGCUAUUUCAAGCUACCAAAACACUUCCAGGUUUUCUUUGGCAUCCCCUCCAUCAACCCCCCCAACACCCAUCUGAAUGAAGUAAAUGGUCGUCUUUUACACAAAGACCACCUACAUAACAGUGUGGUGCAACCAUCCCGCUCUGGCCCAGGUUUCACUUUUCUUUCUAUAAAAGAGAGCCGGUGUAUUACUCUCCAUGCCGGCUGUGUAAUUAAAUCAACACGGCAUUAAGAGUUAAACGCUAUUUGUUGCGGUUUUACGUGUUACUUCAAAUGCAAAGCUCUUGUAAUCACCAGUUUGGUUCCGCUGUUAAAAUCUGUGGCAAAAAUAAAAAAGCUGAGGCUUGUUUAAAUGCACCGCUGCCGUUAACUCUGGUGAAUUAGGCCCUUCAAGUCCGCAGCUGUGCAGAGUGACCAAAGUCAGGAAUUCAAAGUUGUGUGUUUUCCAGACAGUACAAAUUGUUCUUGAAUAGCAAAACAGAGGAAACAUUGGCUCAGUGUUUCUCCUGUGAAUCAAAGCCUGUUGUUGGUGAGAUUUGUCAUCUGAAGAGAGAACGAGAGGAAAGAUUUCCUCCUUCUUUUGGACUCGCAACAGAGCAAGCGUCUUUCAAGAUAUUAAUGCGCGAUCCGUAAUUCUUAGAAAGUGAUCUACCUUAUUUCCCAAAGCGACCUCCUCACAGGUUACUCCCUGGUUUCCUCCCCCCCUUUUUCUCCCAGUCUGUUGAAUCGAAGAUGCAAACUGAGCAAGGCGAGGCAGUCUAGCAGCUAUGUUGCUGAGUACACAACUCACAUACCAGGGAGGGCUAUGAUGUCAUCUGUGCAUAAGCUAUGGGAAACGGUCAUUCAAGGACAGCAAGACAAGGCUGCCAGCAGGAAUAGUAAAUACAUUACAGCACACUUUAGCCCCCCAGAGCUCAAUUGGCAGCGCCGAAUCUGUGGAUCUGGACCGGAGCCCGAGCGGGAACAACAGCUCUCACAGCAGUUUGGCACGGUGCAAAAAAAAAGGAGGACAGCUGCAACGUGGGAGCUGGGGCACCACCUCACAGACCCCCACUGCCUGCUGCAUGACCUGAGUGGGAACUGAGUGGGAGCUCGUUCGCUGUCUUCUGUCUGUCUCUGUGUGUGUGCUUGUGAUUAUGAGAGAUUUUUUCUGGGCAAGUGUGUUCUUGGAAAAACCCCUUUUUUAAACAGAGCCCUCACUUUUUUUUUCUCCUUUUAAAGCCACUGCUCUCAUAACUUUUAUUCAUGACGGCAGCAGGGAUUAGUCAGAUCUCUUUUUAAGGUAAAUCGCACGGCAACGUGUUAAUUAGCUGCAAUAGAUUACAGGACAGCAGUGUGAAAUUUCAGGGAGAUUGAUUGAGAUAUUUGCCAGCAGAGCUAUUAAUGUGUGUCUAUGCAGCUGAUGGGAUUUGUUUGCUAAGCAACAAAUGAAAAUACAUGGAAAUAGGAGAUCCUGUUAGCGGCAAUGACUGGGCUAAAUUUGUUUCCAGAACUUGAGGCAUCAUCACCCUACAUGUACCAGCAGUAUUUUUACACAUAGCAUGUUUAAAAGUGUACUUUGCACCCACACAGAGGCACUCAAAUAAAGACAGAAGUAGCAACCAGUGAGUGUUCAACCUGCAGUUUCACAAGGAGGAGCUGCUGCUGCUGCUGCCAUUUUCUGUGUCUCCAUGAAGACAAUUGGCAGGGGAAGGAUUGAUAAAGCAUGGAGGAGACUGUUUCCUCCAUCUGGGUCUGACAGUGAAGGCUGGAAUGUCCUCGUCCCGAACAGCCUGCCUCGCUCUACCGUCAUGUGGACAACAGCCCCCACACGCUAGGUAGCCUGAGGAGAGCUGUCAUGUGGGCCAGUGGGGUCUAAAGCUAGUCCUCCUCGCUCGCUCCUGUUGUUGAAAGGCAGCCAUGCACUCACUCACACACAAACACGCCCGCGCUGUGCUUGUACUGUAAGCACGCCUCCCACGAGAGGAAGCCCGGGUGGGUGUCUGUUUUAUGUUCUCGGUCCUGUGAUUUGUGUUGAAAACCUCUUCCUGCUAGUUAGUUGCUGAUCAUAUCAUCAGAGUAUGGGUAAAGUCAUUUCUGCACCUCUGUAGCUGUCUGUUUGCACCCUCGUAGGUUUCAAAGCUGCAGUCUUAUACCAAACUGUCUUUCAGAUAAAGUGAAAUAUGAAAUAAUGCUGAAAAGAAGUGUGAUGGGACAGAAAAUAGGAGACAUACAGUCCAACAGCUUUUAAACAGGACCCCAGAUGAGUCAAAUGGACUCAAAAGGAAAAAAAACAAAAACUAGCCGUAAAUUUGGACCCGACUUGUCAGUUGCACGCUGACUUCCUUUUCAACUUUGGCAGAUUUCCUGCUUUGUUUUCCUUCGUUUGUAGUGUGGGAUAAUAAUUAACAAUAAAAAUGACAACGUUUAACGUGAAUUAUGUAACUCUAAUUAAUUAUGGGAGGUUUUUAGACUCAGCUGCAGUCAUGUUUGCACUUUUUGUUCACAUUUUCAGUGUGAAAUGCAUGUGCUUCUUGUCCACCAUUGCUGUUUUAAAUCUUCCUCAGCUUCUCCUUCCAGUGAUAUCUGGUAGAAAAAAUGUUUCACUAUGAAAACAGUCAGUACCGUCCCACUUAUGAACCCAUUUAGCAGCAGUUUCAACCCCAUCAGCAGAGUGGAUGUCUGGUUGUCAUAGAGUUGUUGUGGCAUUUUUUCCUGUUUCUUUUUUAAGCUUUUAAAAACACGUCUCUCGCACGACAGAUCUGCGGUUCUUAGUUUGUGGGUCACUGGACCAUGCCAAGUCUCAUGUGUCACGAUUAUGUGCCAGAAAAAAAGAGUCUUUGCCACACUCAGAGUCGUCAUUAAAUAACGAAUUUCAAAAAUGUGGGUCAGGAUUAUGUUGAAGAAGGUGGUGGGAUGUGAGGCUACCCCAGAUGAGAAACGCAGCUCUAAACAGUAGUUUUAUUUUGAAGUAAGUGAGCACAGACUCUGAUAACUUUAAUUGAUUUAUCUUUAAUUGCCCCAUUUUAUCUUUUUGACUUUGAUGUGACUUUAUUUGUGGAUUUUUUUUUUGGUUCUGGCAUAUUUUAAUUUUUUAUUAUUAUUUUGCUAUUUAUUAGUUUGCAUUUCUUCUUCUUUUUCUUUUCCUUGUUAUUAUUAUUAUUUAUUUAUUUUAUUAACAUUUCCAUUUUUAUUAUUAUUAUUAUUGUUAUUAUUAUUGUUAUUUAUUUAUUUUUUAUUAACAUUUCCAUUUUUAUUAUUAUUAUUGUUAUUAUUAUUAUUGUUUAUUUAUUUAUUUUAUUAACAUUUCCAUUUUUUUUAUUAUUAUUAUUAUUGUUGUUAUUAUUAUUACUAUUAUUAUUAUUAUUAUUAAUAAUUUAUUUUUAUUAACAUUUCCAUUUUUAUUAUUAUUAUUAUUGUUAUUAUUAUUAUUUUUUUAUUAUUAUUAUUAUAAGUGCUUUGAAAAGGAGUUGCACAUCGCUGUAUACUCAAAGUUUUUUCAAUUUAAAUCUGACUUUGUUGAUUUUAUUUUGGUUUUUGUUUGCAUAAAGGGAACCAGCCAACUGACACUUCCUUUAACUUCCCCCCUCAUAAAAAAAACAGCAGACAGUGUCUCUGAAAAAGCAGGACAGGGACUGAUCUGUGUUAUGAAAGGGACCGCAGCUGACGGAGGUCAGUCUCUGUCUGGAUGAGUCAGUCCGAGCGAUACACUCACAGGUCACAGUCACAUCUUAAAAAAUGGAUGGCAUACAGAGUCCUCCUUCUGUCUACUUCACCCCCACACUGACAGGCAUCUGGGAUAAUUAAGGUGGUAUUAUUCUAGUGUGUCAUUACGGUGUCACGUUAUCGUUGACUCUGCGUUGGCCUUGUUGGUUUGCGUGCAAUCUCAUGUCCGGUGGUAAAGCUAGACCAAACUAACCUUCUGAUAAUCUCAUCUCUUCCAGCUGUUAUCCCUCUGACCGACUCGGAGCACAAGCUGCUGGCACUCCAUUUCGCCGUGGACCCUGGCAGGGACUGGGAGUGGGGGAGGGAUGACAAUGAUAACACCAAGCUAGCCAAGUAAGUCGAGCAGGAUAUCACAUACUGUUGAUGCUUAUCAACAACGAACACAGAGGUUGUUGACUAGGAAAGCAGUCCCAUGAAGGGUGAGAGUAAAAAAUCUGCUGGUGGAGGUAGUUCUGUGUGGCUGUGUGUGUGGGAUUUAACUCUGAUUAUGCAGUUGAGGCUCAGGUCACUUCAAAGAAUGAGCAGGGAAAGAACAAAUUGUGAGCCACGUCAGUCAUCUAUAGGGUUUCCCAGGAACGGCCUCACUAAAUCAGCAACACCCUCUCUGAGUUUAGCAAAAAGUUUAUGUAAGGGUUUCUGUUUCACAUUCCUGCCAGUCAUGAGGUUAGCUUAUCCUGCAACAAGCUGCAGAAUGAACCAGCUCAGGAAAAAAAGAUGCUCCACUCUCUGAUAGCAGAUCCUUAAAUUACAGAUCAAAUAUCAUCGUCAGACCCACUAAUGUGCAUCGGCAUGAGAAAUGUCAGCGAUGUAAUCCCACAGCUUGUUAAUCGUGUAUUUAUGUUCUCCUACAGUCUCAUCCUGUCUCUGGAGGCCAAACUCAACCUGCUGCACAACUACAUGAAUGUAACAUGGAUCCGUAUUCCAUCUGAAACAAGGGUAACUUUUUCCUCACACAUGAGUUGUGUUCGUCACGGUUAAUUUGGCCCUACAGGAACUCCUCUGUUCCAGAUGUUCUGGAAACUACUCAGUCUAAUCAAUCAGUUUUAUUUACUGUCAGAUGCAAUAAUCUCAGGCAUUCCUGUGUACUUCUGAUUGUAAAUCAUCAGCAACUAGCUCAACUCUUAACAAUAUACUCAGAACAAUGUUUUGGAGCGAAUCUGUGUGGGAAACUUUAGAAUCUGUCUGCUUCAAAACUUUUAAUGUGUUCUGAAUUAUAACUUAAACCAGUCAGCACCAUGUUUUUAGUGUUUCCCUUCAUUGCUGUGUGUGUUUGUGUGUGUGUGGUUUGUCUAUGUACAGGCUCCCCUGGCUCAGCCAGAGUCUCCCACAGCCUCUGCAGGUGAGGAUGUCCAGUCUCUGGCUGAGUCUAUGGACUCUGACCGUGAGUCUGUGGGCAGCAACUCUAAUGUCAACAACGGCAAGCCCAGCAAGGAGAAGGACAAAGAGAAGCAGCGCAAGGACAAAGACAAGAGUCGGGCGGAUUCUGUAGCCAACAAACUGGGUAGCUUCAGCAAAACCCUGGGGAUCAAGUUGAAGAAGAACAUGGGAGGUUUGGGAGGCCUUGUGCACGGCAAAAUGAACAAAUCUAACUCUGGCUCAGGUCGAAAUGGAGAGAACGGAGGAGAAAAAACAAAGAAGAAGGAGUCCAAAACAACAAAGAGUAGCAAGGAGGAAUCGGGCCAAUCAGCCAGCUCCACCUCCUCUGAGAAGGCUACGAGUCCCUCCCCUACAGAUAGACCCUCCAGCUCCUCCCCCACGGAGAGGCAGGACAGUACAGGGAGAGUCUCAGGGGAAAAGAGCCUGGAAAACUGGAAAUACAGCACGGAUGUGAAGCUCAGCCUCAACAUCCUGCGGGCUGCCAUGCAGGGGGAGCGCAAGUUCAUCUUUGCGGGCCUCCUCCUCACCAGCCAUCGACACCAGUUUCACGAGGAGAUGAUCAGCUACUACCUGACCAACGCCCAGGAGCGCUUCAGCCAGGAGCAGGAGCAGAAGAGGAAGGAGGCUGAGAAGAAGCCCCCGGUCACCAACGACGUGGCCGCAAAGAAACCUGAGCAUGAGAGUGUCUUCCAGAGGGAGAGGUCGGACAGCUCGCCACCGGAGAGCUGCUCUCCCAUCCUGCCCCAUCACACCCACACCUACAACCACAACUCACAGCUCAAGAUGCAGGGCAGGAACAGUCCCACUCCUGCAGCCCCUCUUGUUUCCUCCCCAGCCCCUCCGCUCACCCCACCAACAGUCUCACACCACGUCUCCCACCCAGCCCCAGCCCCUGCGCCUUACUCCUCCCCCAGUAUUGGUGCUAAGAGACCUGGGCCUGUACCUGUGUCUGCUCACUACAGCCAUACACCGCCCAUCCAGAGGCACAGCGUGAUCCACUUACAAGAUGUCAACAUGCAAUCCUCCAUCUUCCAGGACGACCCCUAUAAUAAGCCUGUGGUGGGCACCCUAAAGACAUGCGCCACCUACCCCCAGCAGAACCGCACACUUUCAUCCCAGAGUUACAGCCCCGCUCGCCUGUCAGGGGUCCGCACUGUUAACACCAUAGAGACCCUCUCUUACAAUAUGCCUGGCGAACACAAGUCCCACACCUACACCAACGGGUUCCACGCGGGAGACAUUCAGGACUGCCUGGAGUAUGCUGAUGAGGACAACUCGUCUCACACCUGGCUAAACCAAGACAAAACCAAAGGGCGGAGCUCUGGAAGCCCUUUGUACUGCUUUCAGCAGCGCCGCUGCAAGAGGGAGAACUGCUCUUUCUAUGGCCGGCCAGAGACAGACAACUACUGCUCCUACUGCUACAGAGAGGAGCUGAAACGCAGGGAGAGGGAGAGCAAAGUGCAGAGGCCCGCAUAGCCAUCACAGUCACUUCAGCCACUUGUCAGCAAGGCCACAGGAGACUGGAGGAAACCGACAGCAUCUGCACUCUGCAUUUCCAAUAACAUGGUGGCAAAUGUUUCCCCUUUUCUGUUGAAGAAUGCUCUUGUAUUCCUGUCACCCUUCCCUUGUUAGUUUAUGAUGGGGGAAGCAGAAUUUGAAACAGUGAGCAGCUUUGGCCAGAAGUUUUGCUUUUCUGUUCGUUUUUUUCUUUCUCUGUCUUUAGUCUUUUACUUGUUUUAGAGUAAAAGUCAUCUCUAUGUGAUGUAACUCUGUAUUUGAGAAGAAAAAAAAAAAGCUCUUUAUUUUUUAAAGUGCAAAAUAUUUGCAUCUCAUCAGGAGGGAACAUUUUAGCUCUUUUAAUCAGUUUGAAUGCAAUACCUCUGCUUGGUUCUUCAAAAAUCUCUGUGGAAAAUUUGUAGUUGUUUGCAAUCAAAAAUAAAUUGAACGGGAGAUUAAUAUUAGACUUAAAAGCAAUAAAUUGGUGAUUUUUGCUACACCCUCUCCCAAUUUUGUCUAUGCACCAAUAAUAUAGUUACUGUAGGUUAAAUGUGUCUUGUAAAUUGUAAAGGAGUGUCACGGUGUGCUUUUGUAAACAAAUUUCAACUACAGGAAUUCAAAUGUGUAAACAUUAUAGAUCGUAAUGUUGGAUUAGGAUGAAAUGUAAACCUAUCUCAUUUGUUAAGUGUACUUUUGUUCCUAACCACGGUGCAAAGGUUUGCUGUGUCAAGAAUUGGACUCAAAUAUUAUGUCAACUGUCAUUUCACAGUUUUGCCUGUAGUUGACCUCUUAAUGACCACACGCACUGCCAAACUGGCUUCUUAACCAAUUUACGAUUCUUCGAGUUUUCAAAAUGUUUUAUGUGGCAAACACCAAACGAUGUGCAUAGGAUGAACUGCCUCUCAAAUAUGCAGUGUUUAUGGCGUGUUUCUCCGAGUCACCUGUAAAUUACUCUAUUUGGUGUGUGUUAGAUGAGAAGAAUUGUGGGUAGUGAGAGCAGGCUGAUACGUACUUUUCUGAUGUGUGGUUACGUGUCUCCUCCCCUCUUUACACACACACACAAAAACACAAGUGUGCAACCAUGCUACUAGCACUAUGUGGUGACCUGCAGUAUAGAUGUGUCACCGGUCCAGUGUAAGAUUGUCUGUCCCGUCAUAUCUAGAGGCCGUUAUACAAAGCACCUGCUGCUAAGAGCACCUCAAGCCUUUGUGAUCAUCAGUGCUUUAACCAAUCAGUGGGUAUGUAAAACCCCGGGCCUCCAAGUGCUUUCUGCUCAUUCGACAUGACUACUGUAACGACGCAGUGUUAGUGUUGCUGUUUGUUCUGGUGAUGCUUGGAUAAUGUACCAUGCUGUCCUUAACUAAGUGUGUCCUGGCCAAGGAUGUCCACUGCUCCCCGGGUUCGCUUCUGUCUCUCUCUCUCUCUUUCUCUCUCUCUCUUCCUCUCUCUCUCUCUCUCUCCUGUACACACUGCAGUGUUGCUCCUCUUUGUUUCUAUGUGACCAGUUCAUGGACUCUCACCAUGUUAGGACUGUAAGAUAUGAUUUUGUAUUCCUUUAAGAGUUUUACACUACUUUAAAUUAUUAAUUUGCACAUUAGGUACAGAUGUAAAUAUGAAAAAAAAAAUAGUUUAUUGUUACAAACA